AUGAAUCCAUCCACCAACAUGAACGGCUCACAGCAUGCCAAGGGUCAAUCAUACAACAUGCUCGAUGGCAUCCAGUCGUAUGCCGGCCCAGAAACACUUCAAAAUGGAGAGGAUCUUUCCCGCUUUUUCGAUCCCGACCUCUUCGAGUCUACUGCAAUUGGCAAAGGCUUCUCGCAGCCGUCGCUCCCCAGAUCCGACGCAGGGGGUGGCCGACAGUCCCAUACGCCAGACAUGCACCAGUACAGCGCUCCCCAGCAAAAUUACUCUCAACCUCAAUACUCGCAACCCUUCUACACCACUCAGCAGAUGAAUCAGUCGUCUUUUGAUCCUCGCUUCUACUCGCGACCUUCUCCCACACCAGCCAGUUUCGAUGGAGGUUAUCCGUACCAGGCCCAUGUGGGUUUCACGCCUCAGCAUUUCACCUCCCAGCAAAUGAACAUUCCGCAACGGCAGACUCCUACUCCCACCCAGAGUUAUCCCCCGAGACAGCAGCAGCCUGCUCAAUUUGUCAACAUCGCGCAGCGUCCGUCGCAGCUGUCACAUGUUCCCGGCGCCGAUAUGAUGCGCUUUGGAUCUUUCCAUGUCCAAGAUCAAGCCCAGCCGCCGUCGAAUCGGUUCGUGGAUCCGUCCAUGUUGACUGCGAACCAGCCCACAAACACAAGUACAAAAAACGGCAACCACACUUUCCAAGCCCAACAAUCUUACCUACCGUCGUCUUACUUUAACCCUGGACCUACCGUGGACCCGAGAUCAUUGCAAAGUGCACAAUCGAUGCCUUCCGCAAAAAUGCCCCAGCCGGGUAAGGAGAACCGCCCAGAUUGUGGACCUUGGCUGACGAAAACAGUGGUAAUCGUACCCAAGCUUGAGCAAGCAACGAAGCCUGCGGCCGCCAAAGAUCCAACUGCGCCAAAGAAGCCACGAGGUCGACCGCGGAAGGACGCUUCUGCACAAGCUGGAGAUCAAGCUGCUGGGUCUGCGGCGUCUUCUGACGAUGAGCUAGAGAUCGAGGAUGAGGAACCUCCAGAGAUGACCCCAGCCCUCCUUGCCGUGUCCAUGCCAGCCGACGAACGUGGGAGAGCUCUCUAUCGUGCUGUGCAAGCUGUCUGGAGUCCUCGCAACAAACCAGUUGACCCCGAGAAGGUUCGUGGCGGUAUUGCUAACUAUGGUGACACGAUUCGAGGCUUGAGAGAUGCCUGGAAGACCAAGAACGAAACUCUUAGAAAGGCUGAGCUGCCAAAUUCACCCACGGCUGCAGAAGCUGCUCGAUUGAAGGAGGAGGUUGCGCGCUAUCGACAAGUCCUGGAAACGGUCAUGCUGAGAUCCUUGCAGUACAGCCACCCAGCGAUUCUCAAGAGACUAGGUGAAAAUCAAUUCACAAUGUCAGCGUUGUCCUCCUUCAUCCUCGACAGAAUCAAUGUUUCGGAUUUCGACAGUCCACUCACCAAUGCAAUUCUCAGGUUUGUCGUCAAUUUCGAAACACUUGACUCGGAAAUGCUGGAAAUGACGAAGCUGUCGAAGAUCCUGCAGCGACUAACGAAGAAAGCGACAUCCGAUAUCAAGACUCUGGCUCAAACGGUUCUCGAUAAUGCUGCGGCUGCUUCGGCAAAGAAGGCUGCCGCUGGUACCGAGAAGAAGUCUGACAAGCCAGGCUCACCUCGCUCUGUUGGCAGUCCAGCAGAUGGGUCACGGAAGGAUGUGAGCGCUGGGACAAAGCGUGCCAGAGAGGGUGAGGCAUCUAGUCAGCCUGCCGCGAAGAAAGCUGUUAGAGUCAUUCCCCAGGCUUCAAAGCCUCUUGCUGUGCGACUGGAAGAGAAGAGGAAGGCAGAGGAGGCGGCUAAACGCGCAAAGACGGGGGAGAAGACCGCCGCGGCCGCAUCAACGGCGGCGCCCAGUACUUCAGCUGCCAACCCAACCACAAAAUCCAAAGUGGCGGUCACUGCUCCUCCGAAGGCUUCUAUCUUUGCGGCUUUAAGCUCCGUUCCCAAGAAGCCAGGCACCUCAAAUGCCGAACGGGCCGCGGUAGCUGCGAAGGAAAAGACAAGCCCAGCCGCUGGUCCUUCUGUGCCCUCGCGGACGCUCAAAAAGGAAUCACCUCCGCGCAACGUUGGGCCUACGCCAGUCGCAAAGAGCGCAAGCUCAUCCUCCUUUUUGGGCGUCUUGCUGGACAUGGAGAAGAAGCCAGACAAGGAGGUGAAGAAGGAAACGGAGAUCCCGAAUGAGACAGAAGAGCAAAAGAUGAAACGGCUGCGUAAGGAAGCCCGACGGAAAUUGAGAGUGGCAUGGAAAGCGGACGACAAGCUCGUGGAGACUCGUUUCUUCACUCAUGAUCCGGACGAAGAGCUUGGCCAAGGUGACCGCCUCAAGGCUAAUGCCGGCGGCGGCCGUGAAGGUGAAGCGCUUAAGCUUCACAAAAACAUGGAAGACCUGGAUGAUGAAGAGGACGAGGACUCGUUUGAGGAAUUUGAGCCGUACACACCGCCCUCCGAAGUGGACUUCACGUAUCUCGAAGACCCUUCGCUUGGCGACGAUUCACCACACAAGACUAAUUCUCCGAAAUUCGGGGGCUCACUGAGACCCGAAAGUCGGAGCAGGGAGGCCCAAGACAAAUACGAACAAGACACACUCAUGGCGAUCUACACGUCCAAGGCCGAUCGGCCACCGACCCCCAAGGAGCCCACGGAAGAGGAGGAUUUCGAGCCUGCCGAACCCGAAACUCCCUUUGGUGAACCGACCGAGCUGACGCGUGAGCGCGAGAAAGCGCACCAGGCACGACAAGUCCGAACAGUCCCUCAGCCAUCGAUCGACCUGAACGCACUGGCUCAAGCCAUGGCCGCGCAGCAGAGACCCCAGCAACAAUCUGCCGGACUCACGCCGGAACUCCAGCGUGCUCUGGGCAUGUUCGCUCAACCGGCCCCGCCUACCCCGGUGCCUCAAGCCACGCCUGCUCCGGGCGUGAAUCUCCAAGCAAUCCUCCAAUCCGUCCUUGGUCAGCAAAUGCCAAGUCAAACCCAACAGCCAGUGUAUCCUGCCACCACCGAAUCCGCUCCAUUCGCCCAAAACAACCUCAGUGCGCUCUUGGCCUCGAUGCAACACGGCACCCAAGGGACGUCAGCUGCUAAUGCACUACCGCUCGGCAUGGGUGGCAAUCCCAACCCAUUCCCUGGCGGUGUUGAAGACUCAUCGCGCAAGCACGGCCGAAGUGACUCUGACGGCGUCGAUGAUGAGUAUGGCAGAAAAGGCGGCAACAAGAAGAAAAAGGCCGACGCGAAGCCGUACAACUACAAGACUCAGACCUGCACGUUUUGGCAGCAGGGCAAGUGUCUGAAGGGCGAUUCGUGCACCUAUCGUCACGGCGAGGACGAUGAGUAG
This is a messenger RNA of Cladophialophora carrionii CBS 160.54, 3369 nucleotides long. RefSeq lists its product as uncharacterized. Lineage: Eukaryota; Fungi; Ascomycota; Eurotiomycetes; Chaetothyriales; Herpotrichiellaceae. The transcript has 5 exons. The coding region runs from base 1 to 3369 and encodes 1122 amino acids. Gene Ontology annotation, biological process: regulation of DNA-templated transcription. The record is from RefSeq and is a predicted model, not a curated record. Gene Ontology annotation, molecular function: metal ion binding.